Molecule: messenger RNA, 567 nt
Organism: Brugia malayi
Lineage: Eukaryota; Metazoa; Nematoda; Chromadorea; Rhabditida; Onchocercidae
Gene: Bma-rpl-18
Product: 60S ribosomal protein L18, putative
Exons: 5
Coding region: 1-567 (188 amino acids)
Biological process (GO): translation
Cellular component (GO): ribosome; cytosolic large ribosomal subunit
Molecular function (GO): structural constituent of ribosome; RNA binding
Source: RefSeq, a predicted model, not a curated record
AUGGGUAUCGAUAUAAAUCAUAAAAAUGACCGUAAAGUACGGCGUAAAGCACCAAAAAGUGAAGAUCCGUAUCUUCGAGUCCUAGUAAAGUUAUACAAAUACUUGACUCGGAAAACCGGUGAAAAAUUCAACAAUAUUAUCACGAAAAGAUUAAUGAUGGCUCGUCGCCAUCGUCCACCGAUGUCACUUGCUCGUUUGGUACGUUACAUGAAAAGAGGUGGUAAUAUAACGAAAAUAGCGGUCGUAGUUGGGACGAUCACAGAUGAUAAUCGGAUUUUUGAAAUUCCCAAGCUUACGGUUGCUGCACUGCAUGUGACUAAAGGAGCUCGCGCACGGAUAAUUAAAGCAGGUGGUGAAAUAAUUACACUCGACCAACUCGCUUUGCGUGCACCACGUGGAGAAAAUACCUUCCUUUUGCAAGGACCGCGAAAACACCGCUUAGCUGAAAGACAUUUCGGUCCAGCACCAGGUGUACCUCACAGUCAUACCAAACCACUUGUUCGUUCUAAAGGACGCAAAUUUGAAAGAGCUCGUGGACGUAGAAAGUCUCGUGGAUACAGAAACUAA